AUGGCCACAGAAUCUCAAAAUGACGCUCAAUCAAAAUCUCAACCUGUAUUAGAACCUUAUUUUCCUAAAGCGACCGAAAUGCUUUUUUAUACCGGCAAUAUCACUCCAUUCUUCAAACUAUUAACUAAAACAAGCUCUUCUGUUACCGAACAAAUUAUGGAAUAUAUGUCGAUGAUGUUAGAAAAGAUGAAAACCAAAGCAAAAGCAGAUCAAUUCAAAGAAAAUAAUUAUGUCAAAUUAAUUUGUCCUCCUGAAGAUAAUCAAUCAAACGCAGCUAAUGGCACAACAACAACUCCACCGAACGAAACGGAAGAGUUAGAUCGCAGCGAUUUGAAAUUCUCAGUGAAGAUCUUUCUCCGUACACUGGAACCCGAAAUCUUAUCUCACACGAUCAACACAAUUUUUAGCGAAUUGAAAGAAAAUUAUUUGGAAAGUGUCAUGAUAGCAUUGCCUAAUUAUGGUUCGCUAUUAACAUUGAAGGAAUUCAUGCCAUUAUGGAAUGUUGUGGAAGAUUUUGUUAAUAAACAAAAGAUUUUAUCCGCCGGUGUUUGUGAUUUGAUGCUUCCACUCUUAUCGGAUAUAUACGAUACCGCACAAGUCAAGCCAUUUGCUGAUCAAAUCAACUUAGGCCUUUGUUGUUCAAUUCCGGAAGAAUUGAGUAAAUAUGUCAAAGAACACAAUAUUCAACUUUUAACCCAUAGCGAUCCGAUUGAUGUUCUAAAUGAUUCGGAUUUUCAGCAGAUUAUUCGUGAAUAUUGUCACGAAUAUGAUGCAUUGAAUUGGAAACCUUGUUCAAUCGUUCGUUAUAGUUCGGUUAUUGCUAAUCGAGGAAUUAUCAAAAGUAAAGGUUUUCUUGUUAUCACAUUUGCUGACUAUGAUCGACUUGGACGAUACCGGGAAACCGAUGAGACACAAGCAAUGAAAAACAUAUACUACAUAAUUCUGUCUAUAUGGGGAUUACAUCAUCCAGCUAGUCAAAUCCUUUCGAUGACAGACUCAUCAUACCAAUAA
Molecule: messenger RNA, 1011 nt
Organism: Adineta ricciae
Lineage: Eukaryota; Metazoa; Rotifera; Eurotatoria; Adinetida; Adinetidae
Source: the annotation of a GenBank genome assembly